Alnus glutinosa is the source of this 3780-nucleotide messenger RNA. RefSeq names its product protein CROWDED NUCLEI 4. Bases 164 to 3319 code for a protein of 1051 amino acids. The transcript is spliced from 8 exons. Gene Ontology annotation, cellular component: nucleus. NCBI's taxonomy places the organism in Eukaryota, Viridiplantae, Streptophyta, Magnoliopsida, Fagales, Betulaceae. The record is from RefSeq and is a predicted model, not a curated record. Gene Ontology annotation, biological process: nucleus organization.
UCACAUAGAGUGAGAAGGUAAGGUCCACUAGUGCGUUAUUCGUGAAAAAGCAAGAAGACUAGCGUGGAGUGCGAGUGACAGAUCAAGAGUGGCCAAAGCACCGAAAGGUCCGAAACGCAAAAGAAAAAGAAAGAGAGGGAAUCUUAGGGUUUCGGAGGCCGAGAUGGCGAGUCCGCAACCGGAACGGCUCGCGAUCACUCCGAGUUCGGCUCGGCCUUUGUCGAUAACGCCUGGCUCUAGGGUUUUGAAAACCCCUCUCAGCGACGAAGCGAUCUGGAAGCGCCUCAGACUGGCCGGGUUCGAUGAGGAGUCGAUCAAACGGAGGGACAAGGCUGCGCUUAUAGCCUAUAUUGCAAAGCUUGAAGCUGAGGUCUUUGACCACCAACACCACAUGGGCCUUCUUAUAUUGGAAAGAAAGGAGUUAGAUUCCAAGCACGAGCAGAUCAAAGCUUCUGCAGAAACAGUUGAAAUAAUGCGUAAGCGUGAUCAAGCUGUGCAUCUAUCUGCUUUAGCUGAGGCAAGGAGACGAGAAGAUAGUCUGAAGAAGUCUGUAGUAGUCAAGGAUGAGUGUAUAGCAAGUCUUGAGAAGGCCUUGCAUGAGAUGCGUGCAGAAUCUGCUGAAAUAAAGGUUGCAUCUGAGAGUAAAUUGGACGAAGGGCGCAAUAUGGUAGUGGAUGCUCACAAGAAAUUUAUUGAGGCUGAUGCAAAGCUGCAUGCAGCAGAAUCUUUAGAAGCGGAAGCUAGUCGGUGUCACCAUGCUGCUGAAAGAAAACUGCAGGAAGUUGAAGCACGUGAAGAUGAUCUCAGGAGGCGUAUUGUAUCAUUCAAGUCUGAUUGUGAUGAAAAAGAGAAGGAGAUCAUUCUUGAGAGGCAAUCUUUAGGUGAAAGGCAGAAAGCAUUGCAGCUUGAACAUGAAAGGUUACUUGAUGCACAAGCUUUGCUAAACCAGAGGGAGGAUUACAUUUUUAGUAGAUCUCAGGACUUAAAUCGACUUGAAAAAGAGAUAGAGGAUUCAAAGGUGAAUAUUGAGCAGGAACGUAGAGCUUUAAAUGAAGAUAGAUCCAAUCUAGAGCUGACCAAGGCUUCCUUGUCAAAAAGAGAGCAGGAUGUCAUUAGAAGGGAAGCUUUGCUUAACAAGGAACAGCAAGACCUUCUUAUUUUACAGGAAAAACUUGCAAGCAAGGAAUCUGACAAAGUCCAAAAAGUCAUUGCCAGUCAUGAAAAUGCUUUGAGAACAAGGAAGUCAGAAUUUGAUGCUGAGCUGGAGAUGAAGCGAAAAUCUAUUGAAGAUGAAAUUGAGACUAAGAUGCGGGCUUGGGAGUUGAAGGAGAUGGAUCUUAGGCAAAGGGAGGACCUAAUGUUGGAGAGAGAACAUGAUUUGGAGGUUCAGUCAAGGGCAUUGGCAGAUAGGGAGAAAGAAGUGGCAGAGACAUUGAAUCUGCUUGAUGAGAAAGAAAAACGCCUAGGGGCUGCUGAGGAGGAGUUUGAGCGGAACAAAGCCUGUUUGCAAGAAGAAAAAGAAGUGACUAACAAAAUGAAAGUAGAGCUUCAGAAGUCACUGGAUUCAUUGGAUGACAAAAAGAAGCUGGUUGAUUAUGCAAAGGACAAGUUAGAGGCCAUGAAAACCGAAACAAGUGAGUUAUCAGUUUUAGAGAUGAACCUUAAAGAAGAAAUAGAUAUGGUUAGGGCUCAAAAAAUGGAGGUCCUCGCUGAUUCAGAUAAGUUGAAAAUAGAGAAGGCAAAGUUCGAAGCUGAAUGGGAGUUAAUUGAUGAAAAAAGAGAAGAGCUACGGAAGGAAGCAGAACGUGUAGCUGAAGAGAGACUGGCCUCUUCCAAGUUUAUUAAGGAUGAGCGCGAUAGCCUUAGACUGUUAAAAAUUGAAAUGCAAGAUCAGUAUAAAUGUGAUGUUGAGGCACUUAGCCGUGAGCGAGAAGACUUUAUGAAUAAGAUGGUGCAUGAUCGUACUGAGUGGUUCAGCAAGAUGCAGCAAGAACGUGCAGAUUUCGUACUGGAUAUUGAGAUGCAUAAGAGGGAACUGGAGAACUGUUUUGAGAAAAGACGUGAAGAAUUAGAGAGUGAUUUGAGGGAGAGAGAGAAAGCCUUUGAGCAAGAAAGGAAAAAUGAACUUCAUUAUAUAAGCUCUCUCAAAGUACAAGCGGAGAAAGAGUUGGAACAGGUUGCUUUAGAAAUGAAAAGACUUGAAACUGAGAGAAUGGAGAUAAAUUUGGAACGUGAGGAAAGAAACAAGGAGUGGGCAGAGCUAAAUAAUUGCAUUGAGGUUCUUAAGGUCCAAAGAGAGAAAUUGAAAAAACAAAGGGAGCUAUUGCAUGCAGAUAGAGAAGAGAUUCUUGCCCGGAUUGAAGACCUUAAAAAACUGCAGGAUUUAAAUGUUGCAUCAGAUAUUGUUGCUGAUGCUGAAUUGCAAAAUUCUGAACCAAGGAGGAAAAUUUCUGCAAAAAGAAUUUUGAAACAGCAAACUCUUAUACAAAAUGCCAAUGUUACUGACAUUGACAAUGGGUUCAAUUCUCCAUCUAAGCACAAUCUGGAUGGUGCUUCUACUCAUAGCUCUACUCCUUUUUCAUGGAUUAAACGAUGUAGAGAAUUAAUAUUCAAACAUUCUCCAGAUAAGGCUUUGAUGAAGUAUGAAGAAAGGUCUUUGGUACCUGACCAUGAAAAUGCAAGCAAUAUGCAAAAGUAUGUGAGAGAGAAGUCAAGCGAGAGACAGCAGGAAAGGUAUGCUCUUGGUGAACCAAAAGUGAUAGUUGAAGUGCCCCCUGUAGGUGACGAUGUAAAAGCAACACAUUAUCUUGAAUCUGAAAUCAAGGAAUAUGCCAGUGAAAAGUGUGCCCCUUCAGUUUCUGAGCAAGGGCUUCGGGCUGGAAGGAAAAGAAGAGUUAAACACACUAUAUCCAAUGAUGGUGUUAAUUUACAACCAGAGCAAAGGCAGAACAAUAAGAAAAGGAGGCAGCGAGAAGAUGACACUGCAGCUCAACCGGCCAAUACUGAGAGUUUUAUUUCCUCCCAACCAAAUGUUCCAGAAGAUCAGCAUGCAUUGUUGUCAUCCUCUCGAACUCGAGAAGGUCCUGAAGAGGCUAAUGUAGUUGUUAUAGAUAAAAUCAUACAAAUCUCAGAAGUGACUCAUGAGAAAACUGAUAGUGACAACUUUCCAAAUGAAGACAAAUUAGACUCUUUGUUGAAUCCCUUAGCGGAAUUGGAGCUGGAUAUUCUUUCAGGUGAAGGAAUAAAUGGUUGUGCGGAUUCUUCACAUGUACAGAAUGGUAUCUUACCCUGUAGCCCUAAGGCGCCAGAAAAGCCAUAAGAAGUACAAAAUUCUGGACAAGUUAUUGAGCAUUGUCAGUAUCAUUGAAGAGACAGUUCCAAAAGAGUGAACAGGAAGUUGAAGAUAAUGGCCCUGCCAAAUCAUAAUGAAAAGGUUGAUGACAAAAUUCAACAGUGGACAAGGUCGCGAAACAGAAGUAGAAGAUUUCUGGCUUUUUGUUGGAUGCACCAGUUGUUCACUUACUGUAAUGCACACAGACUGUCCUCUUCACUCCUUUCUAAGUAGUUUUGGCUGGUGAUAUCUCUUUGAGUGGGCUGAAUAUGUAAAUGACUGCUCAUAGUGAUCUUAUGAGAAGUUUGUAAAUGUUUUGUGCAUCUUUUAUUGGCUUUGUUUGUGUAGUUUUCAUUUAGGGAGGCGAUUGUUGCCAAUAUUUGUAUUGCCAAGGGGUGGUGUUUGAGCAUUUUGUAUGAUGGUCUCCAUGUUAUGGCUUUUGGGUUGUC